This is a messenger RNA of Quercus robur (English oak), 4681 nucleotides long. RefSeq names its product pleiotropic drug resistance protein 1-like. Gene Ontology annotation, cellular component: membrane. Gene Ontology annotation, molecular function: ABC-type transporter activity; ATP hydrolysis activity; ATP binding. The record is from RefSeq and is a predicted model, not a curated record. Bases 257 to 4555 code for a protein of 1432 amino acids. The transcript has 24 exons. Lineage: Eukaryota; Viridiplantae; Streptophyta; Magnoliopsida; Fagales; Fagaceae.
AGUAGCUUGUCGUCCAAAGCUUCUCUUCUCUUUUAUGAUAAUUAUUGAUCCCAAACCAUCUGUGAGAUAAUGCUGAGCUGUUUCACAUGUUCAGCAUAAUAUAUAUGCAUAAAAGUUGAGUUUCAUUAUUGCAUUUGAAUUUAAAAAACCAAAAAUACUUUGCACGUUUUGUUUAAUUAGUCAUCAAAAACUUGCUACUAAUUAGAGCAGUGACAUAUACAGAGGUAGUAGUAGUUCUCACACAAGCAGUCCUAACAUGUUGAGGAACAACGAUAUGGAAGUUUUCACGAGGUCUUUUAGAGAAGAAGAAGACGAUGAAGAAGCUCUCAAAUGGGCUGCUUUAGAGAGACUGCCUACAUAUUCACGUAUGAGGAAAGGUAUGCUCACUAGUGCAGAGGGUCAAGCUAGAGAGAUUGACAUAAAGAGUCUUGGAAUAUUGGAGAGAAAAGCUUUGUUAGAUAGGCUGGUGAAAAUUGCAGAAGAAGAUAAUGAGAAGUUCCUGUUAAAGCUCAAGGACCGCAUUGAUCGAGUUGGACUUGAACUUCCAACUGUUGAAGUUCGGUUUGAGCACCUAAAUGUGGAGGCAGAAGUUUACAUUGGAAGCAGAGCGUUACCUACAAUAUUCAACUUCUUUGUCAACAUGUUAGAGGGAUUCUUAAAUUAUCUGCACAUUCUUCCAAGUAGAAAGAUAACUUUACCAAUCCUUCGAGAUGUUAGUGGCAUCAUCCAGCCUCAAAGAAUGACAUUGCUUUUAGGCCCCCCAAGCUCUGGAAAGACCACAUUACUAUUGGCUUUGGCUGGAAAACUCAGUAAAGAUUUAAAGUUUUCGGGAAGAGUUACGUACAAUGGACAUGGAAUGGAAGAGUUUGUUCCACAGAGAACAUCAGCCUAUAUAAGUCAACAUGAUCUUCACAUAGGAGAAAUGACAGUGAGAGAAACACUGACUUUUGCAGCAAGAUGUCAAGGGGUUGGACAACGUUAUGAGAUAUUGGCAGAAUUGUUAAGAAGAGAGAAGGCAGCAAAUAUUAAGCCAGAUCCUGAUAUUGAUAUCUACAUGAAGGCAGCAGCACUUGAAGGACUGGAGACCAGUAUUGUUACCGAUUAUGUAAUAAAGAUUUUGGGGCUUGAAGUCUGCGCUGAUACUAUAGUGGGGGAUGAAAUGUUAAGAGGUAUUUCUGGUGGACAGAAAAAACGACUCACAACAGGGGAGAUGCUGGUUGGACCAGCAAGGGCAUUGUUCAUGGAUGAGAUAUCCACUGGCUUGGACAGCUCAACAACUUUUCAGAUUGUAAAUUCACUCAAGCAAUCCCUCCGUAUUCUCAAUGGAACUGCAGUCAUCUCUCUUCUCCAACCACCUCCAGAAACUUAUGAACUAUUCGAUGAUAUAAUUCUUCUCUCAGAUGGCCAAAUUGUGUAUCAAGGUCCCCGUGAAAAUGUGCUGGAGUUUUUUGAAUAUAUGGGUUUCAAAUGUCCCGAGAGGAAGGGAGUUGCCGACUUCUUACAAGAGGUGACAUCAAGGAAAGACCAAGAGCAGUACUGGGCAAAUAAAGAUGAGCCUUACAGGUUUGUUAAUGUGGACGAAUUUGCCAAAGCAUUUCACUCAUUUGACAUUGGUUGCAAACUUGGUGACAAGCUUGCUACUCCAUUUAACAAGUCCGAAGUCCACCCUGCUGUUUUAACCACUAAGAAGUAUGGUGUUAGCAAGAAAGAGUUAUUGAGAGCUUGUGUUAGUAGAGAAUUCUUGCUUAUGAGGAGGAACUCAUUUGUCUACAUCUUCAAAAUGAGCCAACUCACUCUCAUAGCUUUUAUAAUGAUGACCUUAUUUCUACGAACUGAGAUGCAUCGAGAUACAGUGACAGAUGGUGGUAUCUAUUUGGGUGCUCUCUUUUUUACGGCCCUUGUAGCUAUGUUUAAUGGAAUUUCAGAGCUCAAUAUGGCCAUCAUGAAACUUCCUGUCUUUUACAAGCAAAGAGAACUUUUCUUCUAUCCCUCGUGGGCUUACGCUAUACCCACGUGGAUCCUCAAGAUUCCAAUAAACCUUGUAGAAUCUGCCAUUUGGGUGGUGAUGACUUAUUAUGUUAUAGGCUUUGAUCCAGACAUUCGAAGGUUUUUCAAACAGUACUUUUUAAUCCUGUGCAUUAACCUGAUGGCAUCUGGACUUUUCCGAUUAAUGGCUGCAUUAGGAAGGGAUGUGAUUGUUGCUAGCACAGUUGGGUCAUUCGCUCUCCUUGUAGUGCAGGUUUUAGGAGGAUUCAUCAUAUCUCGAGAUAAUGUGCCGAAAUGGUGGUUGUGGGGUUAUUGGAUCUCCCCGCUGAUGUAUGGACAGAAUGCUAUAGCUGUGAAUGAAUUUCUAGGAAAGAGUUGGAGACAUGUGGCUCCUAAUUCCUCAGAACAAUUAGGAGUUUUGAUCUUGAAGUCUCGUGGGAUUUUUCCACAAGCGGAUUGGUAUUGGAUUGGAGUAGGAGCUUUGAUUGGAUAUAUUUUUCUGUUCAACUUCCUUUUCACUUUGGCUCUACAGUAUCUCAGUCCCUUUAGUAAGCCUCAGACAGUACUAUCCAAAGAGGCCUUGACUGAGAGAAAUGCUAAUAAAGCUGGAGAGUUCAUUGAGCUAUCAUCUAGAGGAAAGAGCUUCCCUGAACAAAGGGCUGAAGAUCAAAGAAGUGUAUCAUCCAGGUCAUUAUUUAAGAGAGUAGGCGGAAUUGAUGAAGCUUAUCAAAAUGGGAAGAGAGGAAUGGUUCUUCCUUUUGAACCCCUAUCACUUGCUUUCGAUGAAAUCAGAUAUGCUGUAGACAUGCCACAGGAAAUGAAAACUCAAGGUAUUCUUGAGGAUAGGCUUGAACUACUAAAGGGUAUAAGUGGAGCUUUCAGGCCAGGAGUCCUAACAGCUCUAAUGGGUGUUAGUGGUGCUGGUAAGACCACUCUAAUGGAUGUCUUGGCAGGAAGGAAAACUACCGGAUAUAUCCAGGGUAGCAUCACAAUAUCAGGCUACCCAAAGAAGCAAGAAACAUUUGCUCGCAUAUCUGGAUAUUGCGAACAAACUGAUAUCCAUUCUCCACACGUUACAGUCUAUGAAUCUUUAUUAUAUUCUGCGUGGCUUCGGUUACCCACUGAGGUUGAUUCUAUAACAAGAAGGAUGUUCAUCGAGGAAGUCAUUGAGCUUGUGGAACUGACCUCAUUAAGGGAGGCACUUGUUGGAUUGCCCAAUGUGAGUGGCCUCUCAACUGAGCAGCGCAAGAGGCUGACAAUUGCAGUUGAGCUUGUUGCUAACCCAUCUAUAAUAUUCAUGGAUGAGCCAACCUCUGGCCUUGAUGCCAGGGCAGCAGCAAUAGUAAUGAGGACAGUGAGGAACACUGUUGACACAGGACGAACAGUGGUUUGCACCAUACAUCAGCCAAGCAUUGAUAUUUUUGAUACCUUUGAUGAGCUACUUCUUUUGAAAGUGGGAGGGGAGCAAAUAUAUGCAGGUCCAUUAGGCGGCCGCUCAUCCCAUCUGAUUAAGUACUUUGAGGAAAUCAACGGAGUUCCUAAAAUUAGAGAUGGAUAUAAUCCUGCAACUUGGAUGUUGGAGGUUACUUCAAUAGCACAAGAAACAGCUCUUGGUGUUAAUUUCACUGAUGUGUACAAGAACUCAGAACUAUAUAGGAGAAACAAAGCAUUGAUCAGGGAACUAAGUACACCCCCACUGGGUUCCAAAGAUCUAUUCUUCCCUACUCGUUAUUCACAAUCUUUCUUCGACCAAUGCAUCGCUUGCCUGUGGAAACAGCAGUGCUCUUACUGGCGAAACCCAUCUUAUAAUGCUGUGAGACUUUUAUUCACAACAAUCAUAGCUUUGUUGUUUGGGAUGAUAUUUUGGGAUCUUGGUUCCAAAAGGACAAAGCAACAAGACCUGUUCAAUGCAAUGGGUUCUAUGUACACCGCCGUUGUCUACAUUGGGGUACAAAAUGGCAUGUCAGUGCUGCCAGUUGUGGCUACUGAGAGAACGGUCUUUUACAGAGAAAGAGCGGCCGGAAUGUAUUCAGCCCUGCCAUAUGCCAUUGGACAGGUUGUUAUUGAGCUUCCAUACAUUUUUCUUCAAACUGUCAUUUAUGGGGUUAUAGUAUAUGCCAUGAUGGCAUUCGAAUGGACAGUUAUGAAGUUCUUAUGGUAUCUUUUCUUCAUGUACUUCACCUUAUUAUACUUUACAUUAUAUGGGAUGAUGACCGUGGCUCUUACUCCCAACCACCACAUUGGGAGCAUAGUUUCAUCUGCCUUCUAUGCAAUAUGGAACCUUUUCUCAGGAUUCGUUGUCCCCCAAACGAGAAUUCCGAUAUGGUGGAGAUGGUAUUAUUGGGCUUGCCCUGUUGCUUGGACCUUGUAUGGAUUGUUUGCUUCACAAUAUGGAGAUGUCAAGGACUUUCUUGAGUCUGGUGAAACUGUAGAAGAUUUUGUAAGGAAUUACUUCGGCUUUAGAAAUGACUUUUUGGGCGUCGUUGCAGCUGUGAUUGUUGGGAUUCCAAUGCUCUUUGGAUUCAUAUUUGCCUUGUCUAUCAAGGCCUUUAACUUUCAAAAGAAAUGAAUGUUUUUUUGUUAAAAAAAAAAUAUAUUAAACAUCUGUUUGGGAUGAGCCGAAAAAUUCAACUUAUCUACACUUUUAACCUAUUUUUAUUACUAUUUAUUGGUCUCAUUGCACUUUUUGAUACUA